AUAUGAGACGUUGUGAUGUUAAAGUGAUGUUUGAUCUUUAGGAGACAUCGACAGCGAUGGAGCUUCUUCCUCUUCUGUGUCUCUGCCUCCUGACUCGCUCUGGAAUCACGUCUGCUCAACUAAACAGACCAACAGUCAUCACAGUUGAAGGAGGGACUGAUGUCAUGUUACCCUGCUCUCUCAGCACCAAGGAGAACAUUACUUCAAAACUCUUUGACUGGAAGAAAGUUGCUCAGAAAGAUGAUGGUCUGAAGGAGGUGUUCCUGUAUGAUGGAGGCAGUCAUUACAACAACGGUCUAGAUGGUCAGAGUGAAGAGUUCAAAGGUCGAGUCUCUCAUUUUCCAGAUGAACUGAAAGACGGCAACGCCUCCAUAAUCAUCAGAAAUACAACGCUGGUUGACAGUGGAGACUACACCUGUUAUUUUCCAAAUCUUCAGCCACCUCAAACAUUCUACAUUGAUCUUGUUGUUGGUGAAGGAACUGAAGGAGGUGAGUCCUGAUUUUGAUGCCGUCACUGAUCUCUACAUCAACAAGUAUGUGAUGUAACUCUUUACUGAUCAUUUUUCAGGUUACUUUAUU
Messenger RNA from Sander lucioperca (pikeperch), 579 nucleotides. RefSeq names its product V-set domain containing T-cell activation inhibitor 1-like. The coding region runs from base 57 to 500 and encodes 147 amino acids. The transcript has 3 exons. The record is from RefSeq and is a predicted model, not a curated record. NCBI's taxonomy places the organism in Eukaryota, Metazoa, Chordata, Actinopteri, Perciformes, Percidae.